This is a messenger RNA of Culex pipiens pallens (northern house mosquito), 1384 nucleotides long. RefSeq lists its product as uncharacterized. Lineage: Eukaryota; Metazoa; Arthropoda; Insecta; Diptera; Culicidae. The record is from RefSeq and is a predicted model, not a curated record. The transcript has 4 exons. The coding region runs from base 95 to 1321 and encodes 408 amino acids.
GAUACGACAUCAAUCAAAAACUCAGUUGUCAAACCCUGUCAAACCUAAUUACGAGCAGUACCUACGUGAAAGACGAGAAGACGCUGAAAUUAAAAUGUUUUGUGACUUUGUGCUUGAAGAUUUGAUCGAUGAUUCGGAAAUGGAAGUGGCGUUGUUGGAAUUAGAAGGGGAGGCAUUUACACGCAAUCAUCGAGGAAAACGUAGCUUUGUCCGGAGAAAUUUUGUAGAAGAACAUCAAAAACUGAUGGAGGACUAUUUUGUCCUAAAUCCUAGAUAUGAUGAUACGAAAUUUGUGCGUCGAUUCCGGAUGUCGAAGGAAAUGUUCUUGAAGAUAGUCGACGAUCUGCAGGACGACGAAUUCUUCAAACAAAAAGUAGAUGCUCUAGGGAAAUCCGGAUUAAGCACAAUACAAAAAUGCACCGCAGCCGUAAGACUUCUCGCCUACGGUAUAUCUGCAGAUGCGGUCGACGAAUAUAUUAAAAUUGGCGAGUCCACGGCUUUAUUUUAUCUCAAAAAGUUUUGCUCGGCAAUUACAAAUCUUUACGGAGAACAUUUUCUUCGGUAUCCGAAUCAGGAAGACAUAACGAGGCUGUUGAAUGAAAAUGCAAAUCGUGGCUUCCCAGGCAUGCUCGGGAGCAUCGAUUGCAUGCAUUGGCAAUGGGCGAAUUGCCCUACUGCGUAUAAAGGGCAGUACACUGGCAAAGAUGGGAAAGCCACUCUUGUACUAGAAGCCGUCGCAUCGUACGACACCCAUAUUUGGCAUAGCUUUUUUGGCUGUCCUGGAAGUUUAAAUGAUUUGAACAUUUUCGAUCGUUCGCCGUUGGUGAAUCAUAUAAUAAACGACGAUAUUUUAAAAUGCAAUUAUGAACUAAACGGCAAACAAAAAGAGAAAGCCUAUUUUCUCGCCGAUGGAAUCUAUCCAGAUUGGGAAAUAUUUGUUAAAACCAUUUCUCACCCAAAUACUCCGAAGGAAAAGUUGUUUAGUAAAAAACAAGAGUCGGCGCGAAAGGACGUAGAGAGAGCAUUCGGAAUACUAAAAAAAUGCUGGCACGUGCUUAAUUAUCCAGCUAGGUUCCAAGAUCUCGAGACGUUGCAACUCAUCAUGAAUGCUUGUAUAAUAUUGCAUAAUAUGAGGAUUGAGUACAACACCGAUACCGGACCAAUCGAGAACGAUCCGCUAAAUGUGGUUGAGACAGGUCCAACCAAUUUUGCUGAUUAUCUUCAGAAACGAAUGGAGGUUCGCAAUUCGCUCAAUCAUUCUAUACUUAAACGAGAUUUAAUCGAUCAUAUUUGGAACCAUUUCGGGGACCAACCUAAUUGAUUUUUUUUUGUUUAUAAGACACAUUUACACGUGAUGUUAAAAUAAAAUUCUGAAUUUUUUAGA